AUGGCAAAAUUAUCAACGCACAUCAUCGACAAAACCACAACAGGCUCGUCUGAUGAUAGAAAUACAGUAAUAGAAUCAAAUGUUCUUCUUGUCUGGUUUAGUUCAAUAAUUACUGAAAGAGAUGAUCAUUAUGGUUAUUUGAUAACACAUUUACAAACUAUUAUCAAUGAUAUUCAUGUGUUCGAAGAUGCUGAUCAAUGUGUGGAUUUUGUCACUGACAUUAAUCAUAAGAAAGUACUUUUGAUUAUCACUGAUGAUAUUGAUCAGUAUCUAGUCCCUCUUAUCCACGAUACACCACAGCUUGAUUCGAUCUAUCUAUUCUCUCAAAAUAAAACAAUCAAUGAACAAUGGACAAAAGAAUGGUAUAAAAUCAAAGGUAUUUUCUUUGAAUUUUCUCCAAUUAUUGAUUCAAUUAAAUUAAUCAUACUGAAAAACAAUAGAAAUUCAAUUGGCAUCAGUUUUAUUUCCGUCGAUGAUGCAUCAGAUCCUAACUUAGAUCAACUUGAUCAGUCUUUUAUGUAUACACAAUUGCUGAAAGAUAUUCUACUUGAUUCAGAAUAUGAUGAAGGGUGGAUCGAAAAUUUUGCAACCUAUUGUCGUAAUAAUAAUUCUGGUGAAUUAAAUAAUAUUAAUAGAUUCGAACGUGAAUACCGUGAUCAUUUACCAGUAUGGUGGUAUACGUCGGAUUCUUUCCUCUGUCCUAUGCUGAAUCGUGCUCUACGUACUCAAGAAGUUGAAACCAUUAUUAAAAUGGGAUUUUUUAUUCAAGAUCUUUAUCGACAAAUAGAAGAGCUUCAUUCUGACCAAUUUGCUAAUAGUCAAGCACAAUUACUUAUUGUAUACAGAGGCCAAGGAAUUUCAUCAACAGAUUUCGAAAAAUUAAAGAAAGCGAAAGGUGGAUUGAUAUCAUUCAACAAUUUCUUAUCGACAAGCGCUGAUAAAGAUGUUUCUUCUAUGUUUGCUGAAAGCAUCCUGGUCGAUCCGGAGUUGAUAGCUAUUUUAUUUGAAAUCACGGUUGAUACAUCAAUUGUGUCACCACAUUUUGCAUUCGUUGACAAUGUCAGUUACUUUCGUGAUUCUGAACGAGAAAUCUUAUUUUCAAUGCAUAGCGUUUUUCGCAUACGUGAUAUUCUUUCAAUGAGUCAUAACGAUCGAUUUUGGAAAGUAGAUAUUACACUGACAGCAGACAAUGACAAGCAACUUAGUGUUCUCACAACAAGAAUGCGAGAGGAGAUAUUUGCAGGAACUACUGGAUGGAGUCGUUUGGGUAAGUUACUUAUCAGACUAGGAGCUUUUGAUAAAGCUGAGCAAGUCUACAAGGCAGUACUUGAACAGGAAACCAAUAUACAUGAGAAAAUCAUUGUUUAUCAUCAACUUGGAAGUAUUAAAAACGAACAAGGUAACUACUCAGAAGCUAUUAAGUUCAAUAAAAAUGUUCAAGAAUUAGUGGAAAAAUCACUCCAUUCAAAACAUUCAGUCUUCGCCCACUCUCAAGCUCAUAUGGGCCUUAUGUAUGAAACCAUGGGCGAAAGCGACAAAGCAAUCGACUGUCUUCAAAAAGCGCUUGAUAUUAUCAAACAAGCACGCACUCCGGAUCUUCACAAUUUGGCCGCUUGCUACCAAAACCUUGGUUCGGUGUAUCAAGGUGUAGGUCAGCAUCAGAAAGCACUUUCAUUUUACGAAAAAGCAAUGGAUACAUUUGAAAAAAUACUACCUCCAAAUCAUCCUGAUCGGAUAGAAUGUUACAGUAAAGUUGCUUCGGUGUAUUAUCACAUGGGAGAAUAUGCAAAAGCGUUGUCAUGCCAUAUGAAAAUAUCAGAAAUUCGCGAAAAAGUUUUACCACCAAAUCAUCCAAAUUUGGCUCUAUCUCAUAGCCAUAUAAGUUUGAUAUAUAAUGCUCUAGAUGAUUACUCAAACGCACUUCUAUCUCAAGAAAAAGCAAUUAAGAUUUUAAAAGCAACAUUUGAUGAAAAUCAUCCUGAUUUUGCCACUUUGUACAAUAACACUGCUUAUAUAUACUUCGGCAUGGGCGAGUAUUCAAAAGCGCUUUCAUUUCACAAGAAAACACUUGAAAUACGACAACAUAUCCUCCCUCAAGACCAUCCUUAUUUCGCUUCGUCCUACAAUAGUAUCGGUUCAAUCUUUCAGAAACAAGGAGACUAUUCGAAUGCAUUAACAUAUUUCGAAAAAGCACUUGAUAUCUGUGAGAGAACACUUUCACUCAAUCAUCCAGUUCUGUCUUACUGCUACAAUAACAUGGGUUCGUUAUACAAUGACAAAGGUGAAUAUGCAAAAGCACUUGUAUUUUACCAAAAAACCGUUGAAAUCUUGGAAAAAAUUAUGCCACCAAAUCAUCCUUAUUUGGCUACUGCUUAUAGUAGUAUUGGACUCGUAUAUUCGAAUACAGGCGAGUAUUCAAAAGCACUUCCGCUAUUCGAGAAAACACUGGAAAUGCGCCAAAAAUCAUUCACAGAAAAUCAUCCUUCUAUUGCAUCUUCAUACAAUAAUAUUGCUGCAAUGUACCACAAAAUGGGUGAGUCCUCAAAAACACUUUCUCUUUUAGAAAAAUCACUGGAUAUUCGCAAGAACACGCUUCCUUUUAACCAUCCAGAUUUGAUACAUUCCUACAAUAAUUUGGGUUCAUUCUACACUGAUAGCGGUGACCACUCGAAAGCAUUACUUUUCCACCGGAAUGCAAUUGAUAUUCUCGAAAGUAAUUCUUUCACAUAUCAUCCAGAUCUAGCUCUUUCAUAUCGUAACAUCGCCAUAACAUACAAUAAAAUGGGUGAAUAUUCCACUGCACUCUCUUUUCAUGAAAAAGCAAUUGAGAUUUUAAAGAAAACUCUCUCAGAAGAUCAUCCUGAAUUUGCUGAGUCAUACAAUCAAAUUGGAUCUGUAUAUCACAAUCUAGAUGAGUCUGAAAAAGCUCUUUCAUUUUUGGUGAAAGCACUUGAAAUACGACAAAAGAUCUGCUCACCAAAUCAUCCUAAUUUGGCACAGUCGUUUCACAACAUCGGUGUCGAAUACGAUCGCAUGGGCGACCACUGGAAAGCACUCCCGUUUCUACAAAAAGCCAUUGACAUUCGUGAAAAAAUUCUUCCUCCACAUCAUCCCUAUUUGGCUACUUCUUAUACUAGUAUUGGUUCGGUAUACAAUCAAAUGGGUGAUUACCCGCAAGCCUUAUCUUUUCACGAAAAAGCAUUGGAGAUUUUCAAGAAAACAUUUGAUUUGAAUCAUUCUAAUUUGACCAAUGCAUAUAACAAAAUGGGUUUAUUAUAUCAAAAUAUGGGAGAGUAUUUCAAAGCACUACACUGUUUUGAAAAGGAGCUUGGCAUACACGAAAAAAUGUUACCUUCAGGUGUUCUUAUCUUAGCUCAAUGUUAUCAUAACAUCGGUUCGGUGUACAAUGAAAUUAAGGAAUAUGAAAAAGCACUCGUGUUUUUUGAUAAAACACUGGAAAUUAAAGAACAAUUACUCUCUGAAGAUCAUCCUAUAUUAGCUGAGACAUAUAACAAUUUAGGUUUGCUUUAUUCCAACAUCAAUCAAUCUUCAAAAGCACUUUAUUUUUAUGAAAAAGCCGUUCUAGGCCUCGAAAAAGCACUUCCACCAUCUAAUAAACUUCUAGCGACGCCAAUAUUGUUAUAA
Messenger RNA from Rotaria sp. Silwood2, 3645 nucleotides. Lineage: Eukaryota; Metazoa; Rotifera; Eurotatoria; Philodinida; Philodinidae. The record is from the annotation of a GenBank genome assembly.